GACUGAAGCCGCGUAAGUAGGGGCAGGAGCUUAUUAGGUAGAGGGAAGGAUUUGAGUCUGUUUACGGGGUUUACCCGUCUCGGGGACCUUGGGCAGGUGGGUAAGUCUCUUUUCACACCUCAACGCCUCCGUUUUCCACUUCUGUUAAAUGGUGAACUUUGACCAAGGGAUGCCAGGGGCCCUUCGUGCUCCGAGUUGAGCCCAGCGGGGGCAGUGGGGGUCUCCCACCUCCCGGGUCCCAAGAAUCGAUUUGGUUCUGCCAAGAAAAGGAAUCUCAUGAGACCCAUUUAUCCCGUCAUUUUAGGUUAAAGCGAUUUUCCCAAGGUCACGCCUCUAAGUGACAGAUGGGUUUUGAACUCGGGGCUUUACCACUACCUCCAGACCCCAUGAGCAUGUGCACCCAUUGCCUAACAUUCAAGAGUCUGGAUUCUUGAAAAGAGCCCACUCGCCCUCACUCGCUUAUCUGUAAAAUGGAGAGAUGAGGUUUGGAAACUUUUGCACGAAGUGCCUGUGGCUAUAGUUGAAAUCGCCAGUUGAGGAUAUUUGAUGACAUGUACUAUAACCCAAAUCUCAUGAUUCAGACCCUUGUUGACUGUUAAUUGACCUUAAUCCUGGAAGAAAUUGUUAGACCUGGAAAUAGCACUUUGGUGACCUGAGAAUGCAGUUGCCUUUCUACAGAAAACUGGGUACCUCACUUAAAACCAUGACCAGGUGGGCACGAACUAACACAGCACAUAACAAAAAAGCUUUGAAAGCAACAUCAUGGGAAGACAUGAAGAAGGGAUCUACAGAACAAGCAACCCCAAAUCUACAGAAGCAUACACAGUUUCAUUCCAGUGGCCUCUCCCUUAAGAAUGAUGUACCUCGAUCAAAAAACAAAAAGAAAACAUCUUAUACCAAUCAAGAUGUAAAUGGGUUCAUGGAAUAUCUAAGACAGAAUGGAGAGAUGACUGCAGUGGGUAGCUCAGAAAUAAGAGAAGAAAUAGCAAUAGCUCUCAAAAAAGAUAGUCGCCGAGAAGGAAGGAGGUUGAAAAGACAGAAAAUAAAGAAAAAUGCAAAGGUUUGUUACCAUUGCAGAAAACAAGGCCAUGGAGUGGCUGACUGCCCCGCUGUUCUUGAGAGUCAAGAUAUGGGUACUGGAAUCUGUUACCGAUGUGGUUCUACUGAACAUGAAAUAACCAAAUGCAAAGCCAAAGUAGACCCAGCUAUGGGAGAAUUUCCUUUUGCAAAAUGUUUCAUUUGUGGAGAGAUGGGACACCUAUCAAGAUCUUGUCCUGAUAAUCCUAAAGGACUUUAUGCUGAAGGUGGUGGUUGUAGACUUUGUGGUUCUGUAGAACAUUUUAAGAAAGAUUGCCCUGAGAACCAGAAUUCAGAUCACAUGGUCACCGUUGGCCGUUGGGCAGAGGGAAUGAGUGCAGAUUAUGAAGAAAUUUUAGAGGCUCCCAAACCACAGAAACCCAAAACAGCAAUAGCUAAGGUUGUUAAUUUUUGAUAGCAGACAGAGACAAUCUUACAGUAUGUUAUAGUUUGAACUGGGACUACCCUUCAGGGUUAGAAUUGAGUUCAACACACAAGAAAACAGUUCCUGAACAUAUACUGCAGGUGGAAAUUUGACCACCUAAAAAGGAUUAUAAACAAUAUGAGUGUUGUUAAAAUUCCUUUUCUGGAGUUUUGUGCACUGAAGAGGUGUCCCACCAUCAUGAAAUACUUACAACAAGCAUUUGGUGCUUAAACUGGAAUUUCUGGGGGAAACCUAGUUCUUAAAACAGUACCUGCAAAGCACGAAUGAUUUCAAUUGAUAAGAAUCUUGUUUUUUAAAAAUAAAUAACUAAUGAAAAUAAUGAAAUAAUUUGAAGUUAAAAAAAUAGAUCUGCCCAUGGCGGUGAGCUGUUUAUAUUUUUUUGUAAAAGUUAUAUUUUUGCAUAUAAUUUAUUUUACCAUAGUGGUAUUUUAAGAGCUCAAAUUUUUCUACUCUUAAAAUUUAUUGUUUUUGAAUAUUUUAUAAAAAUUACUUUUCCUAUCAUGACUCUUUAUUUCCUAAAAAUUUCAUUCCUGACUAAAUUUGCUCCUCUUUUUUUUGUCCAUGGCAUUACAUUUUGUAUAUUUUUGGAAACAAAGUCAUUCAUAAAAAUGGAAAUUGGUCCAUGCCUUUUGGAAAAGGGAAUAUUGGGCUCACCUCUACUUUGGUUUUGCUAAAAGGUACAGAAUUAUAAUGAAGUUAAACAGAACUGAAGUCUACCAGCACCUGUCCCUCCCCCCGUUGUCCUUGAUUUGGCAAGAGAAAUUCUAGCAAAGGACCAGGUGGACAUUUUUUUGUUGCAUAGAGCAUAUGGAGUCUAAAACUCACCAGUGUGAUCAUGUAUCUAGAUGAGUCCGAGUGAGAUACAAGCAGCACCAUAAUGGAGUUAGAACACUAAUCAGGGAAACAUUAGAUCCUUUGUUUUAUUUGAUGAAUACAUGCAUACUUAAUACAUACAUUUCACAAGACAUAACUCUGCUAUUGUACUGUAUAAUAGAGUGACUGGGGUGUAUUGUGUAUUUCAUUUGAAAUUUUUACCUGAUUGGAUACAUUUAUAACUAAAGGAAACAGCUGUGAUUAGUUACUGCAGCUUUGCUAGCAAAAUAUUUACCAAAUAAGAAAAGAGAUACUUUUCACUGUUGUCAUGUCUGGGGAACUGAACAAUGUCGGUGUUUUUUAACAGGCUUCACUGUUUUCUUUCUGUAGUGAAAUGAAAACAUGAGGACAGCAAAUAUAACUCGGUAUUCUUGGGGCUUAAA
This is a messenger RNA of Monodelphis domestica (gray short-tailed opossum), 2778 nucleotides long. It is a transcript of the gene ZCCHC9, whose product is annotated as zinc finger CCHC-type containing 9. NCBI's taxonomy places the organism in Eukaryota, Metazoa, Chordata, Mammalia, Didelphimorphia, Didelphidae. Gene Ontology annotation, molecular function: nucleic acid binding; zinc ion binding. The record is from RefSeq and is a predicted model, not a curated record. Gene Ontology annotation, cellular component: nucleolus.